Echinostoma caproni is the source of this 534-nucleotide messenger RNA. Lineage: Eukaryota; Metazoa; Platyhelminthes; Trematoda; Plagiorchiida; Echinostomatidae. The record is from the annotation of a GenBank genome assembly.
AUGGUUCCGAACGGAUUGUACUUGAAUAAUUUGAUGUUACUCGUGAUCUUGGUUUCCCCCGGAUUCCAAUCGGUAGAAACCAGUUUACGCAGAAGACCGCAUGAGGUUCAAAUGAAAACCCUGAAAUAUCCCAGAGUUUUGGAAAGUCAAUUUAGAAAAUCAAUAUUGACAUGGCCUAAACAAUUUCGUGACCUUGAAGAACAACAUCAAAAAUUUUGGGGAAUCAAAACAAGUACUUUUCGCAACAUACAUGGUCUGUGUGCAACGGUCAAUCGUAGCCGGCCAAAAGCCUUGGAAUCGAGUCCAUUUAUCAUCGAUCGACCGGAGUUCUGCGAUGAGCGUCCCCAAGUUCGCUAUCUGAUUGCAGUUCAUUCACACACAAAAAGUCGUCAUCGACGUGAUCUGAUCCGAUCUACUUGGGGUUCGCUAAAACGUGUCGGGGGUGAACGUUUGGCCACGGUAUUUUUUCUUGGUCGCGCGCAAAAUGCGUGGGAACAACAGGAGAUCAACCGGGAAAGUGCCCAAUAUCGGUGA